This is a messenger RNA of Phaeodactylum tricornutum CCAP 1055/1, 1960 nucleotides long. RefSeq lists its product with no specific name. The transcript has a single exon. The record is from RefSeq and is a predicted model, not a curated record. Bases 74 to 1960 code for a protein of 628 amino acids. NCBI's taxonomy places the organism in Eukaryota, Bacillariophyta, Bacillariophyceae, Surirellales, Neidiaceae.
CAAGUACGGAUCACCAAAAGAUCGUCAGAAUCCCUCUCCUCACCGACAAUCGAAGAUCACCAGUAUUCAUACAAUGGAUUCGGACAGCGAUGAAGAGUUUCUUUCGACCCAGCCGGUAUUUUCGGCGCGUCAAACCAAAGUUGCCGAGCGUGAGAAAAUUCGAAUGGCGAAGUUUUUGGGCGCAUGCGUGGCUGAAUCCGACCGCGUCCACGAACUCGAUAAGCGUGUUUCGCAAAUCAAAAACACGCACGACAUUGAUUUGGAUGAUGAAGAACUUUGUCAACGCGUGUUGACGCAACAAGAAGCAGCGCUGCAAUCCAAUUCACGGGAGGCACACUGGGACGCCGUAGAUGGGAGUGACGAUAUUGAUCCCGAAGGAGUGUGGGAUCGCUCGCAUCGGAAGGCACUGGCACAGGCCUUUGAUACGGAUCGAAGUAGCUGUUUGGGGCGGCGUGAGAUUAUCAAAGGUAUGGAUCCGAAACGUGCGAAGAAUCUCGUAAACGUUUUUCUGUCGAUUGGUGAAGCAACAAAGGAGUUGACUACGAUAUUGGCGCAAUUGGAAGAGGACUCAUCGUUAAAUACAAUACAGAUUACCGCUCUGGUGACCCGUUUUCGGGCCGUAUUGGAGAUCAAUGAGCUUGCCACGUUUCUACGGUGUGAUGCUUUGAGUCGCUUGUUACGGAAGCAAAACUCAACGUUGCCUUUUUCGCUCAUCAAAUGGCUUGUGCGGGUCGCAUUUAGCGCAGGAAUGGACGACUUACUCUGUGAUUUAGGGGAUGCGGUAUUGCAUUGUUUGUUGACCUUGUAUCCAGAGGGGCGCUUGCGCCCUACUCCCUUGGUCAGUUUUGAAGCCUUUUGCUCCGCUCUUGAAUGCUGGGUAGAAACUCGACUGAUUCACUCUAGGGCGUCGAUGGCGGUCAGCAAUUGUAGCAUCAAUAAAGAGUCGAGGAAGAAUCUCAAUGGCCUGCGUCAUUUGCUAAUUUUAUGGAACAGCACUCUAUCUACGACUGCAACCUCUUCGGUCCGAGCCCAAUCGGCCACCACCGGGAUGGUAGCAUUAGCGCUUCUGAGUAUCGAUGUCCACAUACGUUCCCCUAUACGAGAUUUUGAUCUUCAAGCGCCAUUGCAGCAAGCCGUGGAAAGGAUUCUCAAUUUAGUCUCCAGCGCGGCGGAAAAAGGUCAAGUCAACCUGAUCAAAUGGAUGUGGAUAACAACCAAGGCCAUCAUCAGCGGUUUGGAGAAUCUGGGUCCGGGGCUCAAAGGAGCUGACGACAGCGAUGAUAGAGAAGCGUGGUUGUGUCGAUCGGCAGUUGUAUGUAGCGUGCCACCAGCGCAAGGCGUCGACCAGCCAUGUGGCCUGUAUAAGGUUAUUGUCGGCCUGCAAGCACUCGAUUCGUGUCUGAAUUUUUCCGGACGAUUUCCAAAUUACAUUGAAAGCAUUGCGAAGUGUAUAGGAAACCAAGAACUCUUAAAGGAGGUCGAGGGGUCAGUAUCUUGGAAAGCGCUAGUCGCUCCCUACGCUGCGCUGAUAGAAAUGGAACGCCAGGAGCACAUACUUAUAAUGGAUGGACCUCGUUGUCUCGCCAUUGCCGAGUGCAUGUUCGCAACCUUCCAAGCUGGGAGUUCUUUAAUUGGAAGGUUCGUUGUGGAAGACGAGUCUUUUGAGUUCCACCCCAGGCAUGCUGAGCUGAUUCUUCAUGUCUUGGACCUCAUGGACCCGGCUUACCUGAGUCUCUCUAAGCGUAUGUCAAGCCUGAACAAUAAUCCGUUUUUCCGCCGCGUGGACUUUUGUCUCAGUUACUCGCGUCAGAUGUACCAGCGUGUGGUAAGGGAAGCAGCACUAGCCAUUGUCGAGGAGCAUGAAAAGGUCGAGACGCAAACGACGAUGACAACCUUUUUUCAAACAAAGGCUACCACGUCACCAGUAGAAGGAUAUGUUGAUGGCAGUCCCAAUGGCUGA